CAAGCAGUUUUGGUUCAGGCGACCCAGAGGCGCGGCCAUUUGCAUGUCAACAACUCGGCGCGCCACCGGCAGGCCUGCAUGACCCGAUGAAGGUCACAGUGAGGGCCUUGAGGGGCGAGCCGUUCGAGCUGGAAGUGCGACCAGGCGUGACGCUGGAGGCCCUGAAGGCCAUGGCCGCGACGGCGAAGCCGGGCAUGCCCGCGAUCGGGCAGCUGGUGCACGACGGCAGGGUGCUUACUGGCAGCGCCACCCUCGAGGCGGCCGGAAUCCAGGAGGGCAGCCUCGUCGUCGCCGUGCCCGCCAAGGCACCCGCGCCGCCGGCCCCCGCCGCGCCCCCGAGCGAGCUGGCCGCCGCGCCGAGCGAGGCCGCCGCCGCCCUGCUCUGCGACCUGGGCUUCCAGCGGCCCGCCGUGGAGCGCUGCCUGCGCGCGGCCGGCGGCGACCCGAGCCUCGCCCUGGAGAGCCUCAUGUCGGGCACAAGGGCGCCGGGGGCGCCAGAGCCUCUGGCCCCCGCGCCGCAGGCGUCCAGCUGCGCGGGGCCCCUGGAGGCGCUCAGGGGGCACCCGGCCUUCCAGCAGCUGAGGGCGGCCGUGCAGCAGCAGCCCCACGCGCUGAGCAGGGUGCUGUGCGGGGUGCACAGGACGGAGCCAGGCCUCAUUGCGCUGAUCACGGAGCACCAGCAGGAGUUCGUGGACAUGUUGCAGGAGCCGCUGCCUGUUGCGCCUGCCGGGUCUGGCGGAGCCAUGUGCACAUCCGCCGCCACGGUGGCCGCCGCGCCGCAGGCCGUCGCGCACCCCGCGGCGUUCGGCGCGGCGCCGCAGCCGCCGAAGCUGUCGGCCAAGGACCAGCAGGCCGUGCAGGACUUGCAGGACCUGGGCUUCAGCCGGCAGCAGGCGCUGGAGGCCUACCUGGCGUGCGAGCGCAACCAGGAGGUUGCCGCGAACCGCCUGUUCGAGAACGCGGGGGGCUGAGCUUGGCCCUGGCGAGCGGCGGACGUACGGCGAGGGUGCGCCUGUGGCCGCCGUGCCGCCCUGGGCGCCGCGGCCGCGGCGGCCCCCGCCCGCUGCCGCGAGCGGCGAAAGGAUCGCGCGCAUGCCUCGCGGUGCGUCCCGGCUGGGCGCGCGCUCGCUCUCCUGCCGGCGGGCGCGCCCCCGCGGCCGCCACGGUCGAGGCGGUGCAGGCCGCGCGAGCCGCCCUCUCGGGGAGGGCGCUCGCUCGACGCGUCGGCGGUGUGCGCGCGCAGCUGCAUCACGGGACCUGCACGAGCACCCCGGACGCGAAGACGCCAAUGCGGGUUUUUGUCUUUCCUCCAUGGACGGAAGCGUUUUUUUUCUCGCCGCGCCCAGGGCUCUCGCUUCGAGCUGUCGUUGGGACUUGGGCCGCGCUCGGCCAGGAUCCGAGGCUGGGGUUGAUACGCGUCCACCGCCCGGGACGCCGCUCUACUUCUGUUCUCUCUCUCUCUCUCUCUCUCUCGCUCCGUCGCUGGUGGCGAGCUCUCUUCCAGAAAAAGUCGGCAUGCCUUGAUGAUCGAGGCGCUCCGCGCAUGGCAGGUCCAGACAGCUGGGGAUACAUUUC
Molecule: messenger RNA, 1575 nt
Organism: Prorocentrum cordatum
Lineage: Eukaryota; Dinophyceae; Prorocentrales; Prorocentraceae
Source: the annotation of a GenBank genome assembly